This is a messenger RNA of Falco peregrinus (peregrine falcon), 5146 nucleotides long. It is a transcript of the gene CAPRIN2, whose product is annotated as caprin family member 2. Gene Ontology annotation, molecular function: signaling receptor binding. Gene Ontology annotation, biological process: positive regulation of canonical Wnt signaling pathway. NCBI's taxonomy places the organism in Eukaryota, Metazoa, Chordata, Aves, Falconiformes, Falconidae. The record is from RefSeq and is a predicted model, not a curated record. The transcript has 20 exons. Gene Ontology annotation, cellular component: cytoplasm. The coding region runs from base 1157 to 4804 and encodes 1215 amino acids.
GGAGGAGGAGGAGGUGGUGUAGGUGGAUCCCCGGGGCGGCGACGCCGGCAUGGAAGGAGCCCGUCGCCGCUCAAUUCUUCUUCCUCUGCCGUGCUCGGCGAGCGGCGGCGAGGCGUGCGGGGUGGGGGGCCGGCGGCGGCCGUGCUCUCCCCGGGAGGCGCUUUCUUGCCGUCCCUGGCAAGGGCGUGAUGAAGGGCUGACCCCGGGCUCGGAGCCACCUCUCGGGCCGCUGGCGGGGCCGCGGCAGGGGUUGGGCGGGUGUCCCGGGGAAGGGCGAGUGUCCUCCCCCUCGGCCCCCGCCGCGGGCAGCUGGUGCCCGCCGGGGUCCUGCGCGGUAGGCCUGCGGGUGGGCAGAAAUGUGGUGUCAUUGCUUUCUAGGAGCAGGUGUAAGUCAGUAGUUGAAGAUGAGGGUGGUGGAGCAUCUCUUCCAAAAACUCUGUGCUCAAGGUUAAAGCCCAGCCCCUCCCAUUGAAGCCGGGGUCUUGCUGUGGCACGGGCACAUCUUUUGGACGGCUGUAGGCAGAGACCAGUUCCUCAUGAAGAAUGAUGCUGUUGUAACUGAGCGUGUUACUUGCUUUAUGAAGCGUGGUUUUUCUCAUCUUCACUUUCUCAGUUGAAAUAUUUCUAGUUUAAAUGCCUGGUUGGAUUGCUGCGAAGGUCAUGAAGGGGUAAAACCGAUGUGGUGGGGGCAAGAAGAGGGGCUAUACCUUCAGGUGUGCGAUUUCCAAAUGAUCAUUCAGGCAGCAGCCUGGAUGGGAGGCUGGUGGCAUGAUUUUGCAAUUGCUUGCUUGCAGUUUUUUCCCUUGUGGGUGAUGUGUGCAGGAAACCUGCCUAGUUUUAUAUGGACACUAUAUUGGGUUUCUGGAAUCAUCCCCUGUGCUGUCUAAUUCUGCCUCUGUAAAGGAUUUUUGGUGUCUGGAUGGGUGGGGAGACUUGAACAACACAAAGUUCGCCUUGCUUUGAAAUUACUGGUACAGAUAUUUUGAAGAGGGAGAGAGCAGAGUGAAAGAUUGUGGUAAAUACUGAGGCGUAGCUUUGUGGGUACAUGUUCUGAAUGUGUGAUGACAAAAGAUUUAACUUUAAAAAAGGGAGGGGGUGGUGGUGAUGAGAGAGAGAGCUAAAUAAAAGGAGUUUCUUUGCAGCUCCAUCCAUUUCAAUGGUGCAGCUUUCCCAAGCCCCUUUCCGUUGCCCAUCAUCACCUUCAGGCCGGUCAGAGGAGGGUGAGGAUAAGAGCAUGAAGGCUGCCAAGCAGCAGGUGAACCCGUCUGGGGAGAGCCAGCCUCCCUCCAGUCCCCUGCAGUCUGCGCUGAACUCGGCAGCCUCUCCUUCCCAGGCAUAUGAGACUUACAUUGAUAAUGGGCUUAUUUGCCUCAAACACAAGAUCAGGAACAUUGAGAAAAAGAAGCUCAAGCUAGAAGACUACAAAGAUCGCCUGAAGAAGGGAGAAGUCCUCAAUCAAGAUCAGUUGGAGGCAGUAGAGAAAUAUGAUGAAGUAGUACACAACUUGGAAUUUGCCAAGGAGCUUCAGAAGACUUUUUCAGGACUUAGCCAAGAUCUGCUGAAAGCCCAAAGGAAAGCCCAGAGGAGGGAGAGUCUGUUGAAGCUUGAAGCAGAGAAGAAAAAACUGCGUACAAUACUUCAAGUCCAGUAUGUGCUACAGAAUUUCACUCAAGAGCAUGUUCAGAAAGAUUUCAAAGGUGGUAUGAAUGGUGCAAUAUACUUGCCUUCUAAAGAACUAGACUACCUCAUAAGAUUUGCAAAACUGACAUGUCCAGAAAGAAAUGAGAACUUGAGUGUUGAAGACCAGAUGGAACAAUCAUCUCUCUACUUCUGGGACCUUCUAGAAGGAAGUGAGAAACCUGUGGUUGGAACAACAUAUAAACACAUGAAGGACCUGUUAUCCAAACUUCUAGACUCUGGCUACUUUGAAAGUAUUCCAACUCCUCGCACCAGUAUACCAGUAAAAGAAUUGGAAGAAGAAGUAAAUAGAAAAUCUGAGAGAACAAGACAGAUGUCAAAAGGAGAGUCUGUGAAAGAACCAGAAUCCAUUAUGGAGCUUAUGAAGUCUGAAAUACAGCCACAGGAGUUUCUCAACAGGCGUUAUUUGCCUGAAGCAGAAUACUCUGUCAAGAAGAAGCCAGAAGAGCCCAAAUCUUGGGAAGCUGAGUGUGCUAGAAAGCAAGAACCUCCAAAGUCCUGGGAAAUGCUUGUUGAUAUUGAAGAGCAGGAACAGAAGCAGAAACAAGAGACCUUAAAGCCUUGGGAAGCUCGUGUUAGGCAGCAAGAACAAAAAAGACCAGAUUCUCCAAAGCCUUGGGAAGCUCGUGUUAAAGAGGAACAGAAGCAUGAGUCUACAAAACCUUGGGAGGCCCGUGUUGAGGAGGAAGAACAGAAGAAGCAAGAAGCUGCAAAGGCCUGGGUAGGACGUGUCCGAGAGGAGCAGGAGUCCCCCAAACCUUGGGUAGCAAAGGUUAGGGAAGAGCAGGACCAGAAGAAACAGGAAUUGCCUAAGCCAUGGGUAGCAAAGGUUAGGGAAGAGCAGGAACAGAAAAAGCAGGAAUCCCCAAAACCUUGGGUAACCAAAGUUAAGGAAGAACCACAGCAAAAGCAGGAAUCUCCAAAACCUUGGGUAACCCAGACUAGGGAGCAACCAGAGCAAAAGAAGCCAGAGCCUGUGAAAUCAUGGGAAAUGCCUGUUAGGGAAGAGCCAGAGCAAAAGAAGCAGGAGCCUGUGAAGGCUUGGGCUGCACAUGUUAGGGAGGAGCCAGAACAAAAGAAGCAGGAGACUCGAGAGGCUUGGGAAAAAGCUGACAGGCAGCAGCAAGUGUCAUCACAGCAGUUACAGAACCCUCCGAAGUCCUGGGGAGCUGCAAGUAUUGGGCCAAAGGAGCAGAUGGGGCCAAAGAAGUUUGAUAUGGAGCCCAAAGAAGAUGGACAGAUGGAUGGCUUAAGUGGUGGACAAAACUUUGAUGCAGUAAGGAAAAAGGAGGGUCUCCAGUCAGCUGGAGAAACUUGCAGACUGCCUAGGAGUCUUCAUAGCAAUGUGCAGGUGCCUAAACUUGCACAUCAGCCAGCUGCAGAAUUUUGCUCUACUUCAACUCUUCCAAAAGAUCCAGUAUUGAGAAGGGAAAAACUUCAGGAUCUGAUGACUCAGAUACAAGGGACUUACAACUUCAUGCAAGAGUCCAUUCUGGAUUUUGAUAAAGCUUCACCAAGUGCCAUUGGCUCAUCCCAACCGCCUUCAGUUACUCCUGCAAGUAGUCCUGUAGCUUCAAAAGAACAGAAACUGCCAAGUCAGAGUGAUUUUCUUCAACAGCCCCUUCAAGCUGCUCCUUCAUCCAUGACAUUGCAUGGUUCAAAUACUUCCCUAGCAUCUGCUGAUCAGGCUCUUUCUGGCUCUGAAACUGAAGACUUGGUGGCAUCGCAGACACCGCAGGCAUCAGCAUCACUUUCUCAAGAGACUGAGAAAUUUACAUCUCAGCCACUGUAUCAGACAAGUUCACGUAUUUCUGAGCCACUGAUACCCAAAAAGAUUGAAAUUGCCCAGGCAACUAUUCCCCUCCCAAGUGAGCCACAGUCACCGUUGCCUACUUCAAGCACCUCCAUAUCACCAGUGCCACCAGCGCAAAGCUUUCAGUCUCCUCCAGCAAGUAGCAGUUCUGUCACAAUAACAGCAGCUCCCUUUCAGGCUAUGCAGACUGUAUUUAAAGUGAAUGCACCACUGCCGCCACGUAAAGACCAGGAAAUUAAAGAGGAUUCUUCAUAUUCGGCAGGAUAUAACCAGAGUUUCUCUACAGCAAGUACACAGACUCCUCCUCAAUGCCAGCUGCAGUCUUCUCAUGUUGCAGAACAAACAACUCUUUCACAAGAAUCUCUCUCUUCAGUGAAUUACCAACCUGAUGGAGCUGUUCCUGUUAGCAAUGGUAGCCUUGCCUUUUAUCCAGCACAGACUAAUGUUAUUCCCAGACCCCCUCAGCCUUACCUUAACAGUCGUGGGUCUGUCAGAGGAUCUGCUAGAGGUGGAAGGUCACUGGCUAACUCAUAUCGCUCCCCUGGUGGGUACAAAGGUUUUGAUGCUUACAGAGGUUCACCUUCAAUAAGUAAUGGCAACUAUGGCCAGCUGCAGUUCCCUGGUAGAGAUUAUGCUGGAAUGCCAUAUUCUCAGAGGGAUGUUAAUUACCAGCAGUGCUAUAAAAGAGGUGGGAUAAGUAGUGGUCCUCGAGCAAAUUCAAGAGCAGGGUGGAGUGAUUCCUCUCAGGUGAGCAGUCCGGAACGAGACAAUGAAACCUUUAACAGUGGGGACUCCGGGCAGGGAGACUCCCGCAGCAUCACCCCUGUUGAUAUGCCAGUGACAAGCCAAGCUGCCACCAUACUACCAGUGCACGUCUACCCCCUUCCGCAGCAGAUGAGAGUUGCCUUCUCUGCUGCCAGAACAUCUAACUUGGCCCCUGGAACUCUAGACCAGCCAAUUGUGUUUGAUCUGUUGCUGAACAACCUUGGAGAAACUUUUGAUAUCCAGCUUGGUAGGUUCAACUGUCCAGUGAAUGGUACAUAUGUCUUCAUCUUCCACAUGCUGAAACUGGCUGUAAAUGUUCCCCUGUAUGUGAAUCUUAUGAAGAAUGAAGAGGUCCUAGUGUCAGCAUAUGCAAAUGAUGGGGCUCCUGAUCAUGAAACGGCUAGUAAUCAUGCAGUCCUGCAGCUGUUCCAGGGAGAUCAGAUCUGGUUGCGUCUGCAUAGAGGAGCCAUCUAUGGAAGUAGCUGGAAAUACUCCACCUUUUCGGGAUACCUCCUUUAUCAGGACUAAAAUCCAGUGCGAUGUUUACAGAAGAGCUGCUCCGAACACCUUGGUGGAGGGGGGUGGGACUAGCUUUGCACUUACUGACUUUAUAGAAGAUAUGUGGUUCCAUUAUUGGGGGAAAUGAUGGUCCUGUUAUGCAAGGUGAAAUCAUGGAGUUGGGGUACUGAAUCAGCACUAAUUUGGCACUUUAAUCAGUUGUGAUGUAGCCUUGCUAGUAAAGCUGUGAAUGUAUAUUGUUUGCACUUACCCUAAACUGUAUUAAUGUCCAGCUUACUACACUAUUGAUUGCCUCAAGUAUGGGCUAUUCACAAUGCCUUGUUGUGCCUCAAUAAAACAAGUUAAUAUGCA